UAUAAAAUGUGCAUGCAUUAAAAACCCCCCUCACCUAUUUGAUAAUCAUUAUUAGUGAUGUUAAAUUACACAGAGCUCCUUAAAAUUAGAGGCUGUGGGGGGCAAUAUAGGGCAAGAAGUGGUACCCUCAACCGGGCAAAGUGAGGUGGUACCUACAAUCAUUGAGGAAUCAACCGUGGAGUCCCUAAACAAUAUCCAGUUUUUCAGCUGAGAUGGGCCACUGGUUGAAAAUGAAGACAUCAUUCUUCACACUGAGUUCACAUGGACACGACAGUCAAACUGAUCUCAACACCUUUGGACUGAGCUUCACCACUCAAAAGAUGGAAAACGUUACCUGCUCCAGUAAACCGUAAAAGGAGGAGUGUGGUGGAGCAAGAAUUUGCAGUAUCCUUUUCUGAUGGUACCUCCAGAGGAGAGGGAGCUGGUGGAUCUUGAUAGAGCCAAGAAGAAAUGUUGCUAGUGUUCUCUACCGUAUGACUGGCAACUCAUUAAAUUGUCUGUACAUCCAUCAGUAGAGUACUGAGUUACUAACUGAGAGCUUAGUACACUGAGCUGUCAAUGUGCAUGUGAGCUAGACACUAAUAUUGAUUCGUUGCCAAGAGGCUCUAUGA
Molecule: messenger RNA, 611 nt
Organism: Geodia barretti
Lineage: Eukaryota; Metazoa; Porifera; Demospongiae; Tetractinellida; Geodiidae
Source: the annotation of a GenBank genome assembly